UGUGGUGCCGCCUACAACAAUUAAACAGGGUUUAUUAUACAACACAUCACCACCACUCUAAAAGACGCCAUCGACAUUGACAUCGAUUCAUAGAGACUCAUGUGUCAAGGUGUCAUAUCCUUUUUAUAUAUCGUCCACCCUUUCAACAUUUAUCUACCGAUUCCCGUUCUCCAUUCCAUAAUUACGACUUUGGUUGCAAGAAAAUCUCUGACAACAAUCCUCCAUAGAAAAAAAAAACCCUAAUUGGCGACGGUGGUUGGGGUCGAAUUCGUGUUGAUAUAGAUUAUUUCAAUGAACGCGUCAGUUAUAUUCUGGUUUUGUUCCAUGUCAUCGCUUCCCAUUCCUGAUCAGUCUCCUUUUCUCAUCUUCCAUCUCAUUCACACAUACAGCGAGCGAUGUGUUAAUUUGAUUUAUUCAUAAAUUCCCUUUUCAAUUUUGCUAUUUGUUGUACGUGUUGUGGUUUAUUUUCUUCCCUUUGUUAACUUAGGGUUCGAUUUGAAGCCCGAUUCGGUCCAUGAUUUUGACUCUAAUUGUUCACGUUAUCUUUUUUGGUUUGAAAGUUUUCAAGAUGGUUUUGGAAAUCAGAGAUGUGGUGGUUGCGAGAAUAUCUCUGCAAUCUCAAAACUCAUCAAAUAUCACUUCCUUUUGCGUCCUUGUUGAUUUAUUUGAUGAGUUGGGGUUGAACCCCAACUUCGACGAGUUGCUGAUUUCUUCUCACUUUAAUAAUUUACGUUCUACAGCAGUGGCAAAGAUGUAGACAAUGAAGUACUAAUCAAUGGGUUUAGCAAUAAUUCAUGCCCCUCUUAUUUCCCUGAGUUGGGGUGUCAAGAUGAUUGUGUUGAUGAACCUAACAUUUCUUCAAACCUCCUUUUCUUCAACAUCUCACGAUUCAUGUAUGGAUCUUCCGUUUCUGGUAUUGGCUGGAAUAAUGAUUUGUUCUUGUGAAUCAUUUGUAGUUCACCUACUUGUGAAAAUGUUCCUGUCAAGCAAAUCACAGCUAACAAGUUUUCUUGAAUUCUUAUCUUUGAUAAUUUAUUAUUGUUUACUACUUCUAUUUUACGAUAAAGUGAUGAAAUUAGGUUGUGUUUCAAUGUAUUCGGCUUUUAUAUUUUAUUUUGUUGUUUUUUGGUGGUUAAGUUGAUUAUGAUUGUCUUGAAACCAUCGUUUUUUAUAGUGCCAAAUUGUGUGAAUAUGUUGCUAAAUAUCCUGUUUUUGAUAGUGCCAAAUUGUUUCCUGAAGUUAGUGAGCA
This is a messenger RNA of Lactuca sativa (garden lettuce), 1249 nucleotides long. The record is from RefSeq and is a predicted model, not a curated record. NCBI's taxonomy places the organism in Eukaryota, Viridiplantae, Streptophyta, Magnoliopsida, Asterales, Asteraceae.